Molecule: messenger RNA, 976 nt
Organism: Closterium sp. NIES-67
Lineage: Eukaryota; Viridiplantae; Streptophyta; Zygnematophyceae; Desmidiales; Closteriaceae
Source: the annotation of a GenBank genome assembly
AAGCCUAAUGUCGCCCGGCCUUAGUAUGCAGCCGCCAUGGGGAGACGCCUAAUUUCAGUACCCAUUUCUCAGUCGCUUUUGUAUUGCAACUGCCGUCGGCCAUGCCAUGCCGCAUUGACGGGGACGGAAGCCAAUGCCGUCCAGUAAAAACCGCGUCAUCACUCAAUAUUCCCGACCCCGCCCACAGAAUCGGCGACUCCUCGUCGCGUACUAAACUUGCCAGCUGAGCUGUCAGGCCCAUACGCGGCAUUGCGACAUUGCGACAUUGCAUAGCUGCUGUCAUUGCCGCCUGUAUUCAGGGUUGGGUUCAGGCAUGCGCUUUCUGACCCGUGGUCGCUCCUCGAUGGACGAUUGCUUACCCAAUCGAAAUUCGAUUGCGCCUGCGAAUAAGCGACGCUUUGCGACCGCAUCGCGACGCACUGCGGCUACCACGCAACCGGCGGCGUUUGCGACAUUACGGCACGUUGCGACGCCAUCACGCCCGGCGCGAUUACCGUGUGCGACGCAGGCAGUCGCAAUCAUCGCCGCGGCGUGCCUGCUCGCGACGUUCGCGGUCACGCCAAGCGACGCCGUCCCCAUUCACGAGUCGCAGAAGAGCGCGCUGGGCGUCAUCCUGGGUCAACAGCAGGGCUUGACAGGCGCGUCCGGGGGAACGGGCGGCACUGGCAAUGUGGCGGGCGGCACUGGUGGUGGGACGGGCGGCAGUGGCUACGGUGCAGCCGGCGGCGGUCAGGGGGGGGAGGAGAGGAGGUGGAGGAAGACUGCGAGCUUAUAAGGGAGAUAGAGUGCGACACGCAGGGAUAUGUGACGUCCCUAAAGCUCGCAUCCAUGCUGUCGGUACCUGAGGAUAUUCAAUCCCUCGUGCGCCUGCAGACGCUAAAGCUCUUUUCAAGCUCGAUACCACCGAUCCGCAUGCCAAGCAUUCCUUCGGUCAUUGGACAACUUUCCUCCCUCACCUCGCUGUAAGCCCACUCGC